Drosophila teissieri is the source of this 1294-nucleotide messenger RNA. Its product is annotated as serine protease grass. NCBI's taxonomy places the organism in Eukaryota, Metazoa, Arthropoda, Insecta, Diptera, Drosophilidae. Gene Ontology annotation, biological process: proteolysis. The record is from RefSeq and is a predicted model, not a curated record. The transcript is spliced from 3 exons. The coding region runs from base 253 to 1167 and encodes 304 amino acids. Gene Ontology annotation, molecular function: serine-type endopeptidase activity.
CAAGCAGAACGUUUUUAUUUUCGGGAAUUAAACUUUAAUAUAUAAUAUAAUAAAUAUAAUAUAAUAAUAAUAAAAAAUAUAAUCUUGCCUUUUGUGUAACACAAGUGUUUAAAUUUUAUUGAUAUAUACCAAUUUAUCGAGCGAGAUACACUUUUGCCCUCACGCACUUAAAAACAAUUCCUUACUCAAUACUAGGAAUUCGUUAGUUCUUCCUACUGAUAACCCCUGUCACCAACCAGUCUUUCCCGAAACAUGACAGUGGUCAAGGCGAUAAUCGCGGCACUAGUUUGCCUAUUUAUUGGCAGCAACAAUGUAGUGGCGCGUUUGCUGGAUGAAAAUUGUGGCACAUUCUCGGAGGAUCCGUACGGUUGGAACAUUAUUGGAGGAAACCAAACGAAUAUACUCCAGAAUCCAUGGAUGGCGUUGGUUCUGUCAAGCAAGCCAUGCGGCGGCUCUCUCAUUACUUCGCGAUUUGUACUGACAGCAGCGCACUGUGUACUCCGUGAAGAGCUCUACUAUGUGCGAUUGGGUGAAUACCUAACGCUAGAUCCCGAGCCGUACCGCGUUAAUAAUCACAGCAUACCAAGGUUCUACAACAUUAGUGCGGAUCUGAAAAUUAUUCAUAAUGGUUUUGAUUGCAUCAGCAACAAGAAUGAUAUAGCGUUGCUUCGAAUGUCCAAAACUGUGGAAUACUCAGAUUGUGUGAGGCCGAUUUGUCUCCUUGUCGAUGAGCAACUGGAAGAAUCUGCAAGCUAUAAUGCUAUCGGCUGGGGUGAGACAGAAUCUGGUCAAUUCAGCCGGGUCCUGCUAGAAACCACUGUGCAUUACAUGAAGGUUUCAUAUUGUACCAAAAAGUUCGAGAGACAAAUUGAUCAAUCGCAGAUAUGUGCUGGCAGUAGAACCAGUAACACUUGUCACGGCGACUCUGGUGGCCCCUUGAGCCACCAAUUGCAAUAUGGCAAUAAGAACCUGACUUUCCAGUACGGCCUGGUCAGCUAUGGAACCACAAUAUGCCAGGUUAAUGCGCCAGCUGUUUACACCAAUGUAUCGCAUCACAUGAAUUGGAUAUUAGAGAAGACGGCAGAAUUUGAGUCUAACUGCAGUUUAACUGAAGAACUAAUCUAUACAAAAAUAGCUCAAUUUUUGUGCAGUAUUUUCUGUUCUUAGAAAAAAAUCCAAAUAAAUUUAGGUCGAUGCUAUGCCCAAAAAAUGUAAAAAAAAAUAUAUAUUAAGUCUAGAGAUUAGGUUAUUAUAUAAUCUUGUUCUAUCUGAAAAUAUACGAUAUCACAUAAAA